Molecule: messenger RNA, 2613 nt
Organism: Sclerotinia borealis F-4128
Lineage: Eukaryota; Fungi; Ascomycota; Leotiomycetes; Helotiales; Sclerotiniaceae
Source: the annotation of a GenBank genome assembly
AUGGAUGACAAGAGAGAGAUUCCAGACAGUCAAGAGGUUCCUAACGAAGGUCAAAUUAUUGUGGUUAUUGAUGUUCAAUGGAUUGAUGAAAAUAAUCACAAACGUUCAGCUGGAUCAGAUAUUGCUCUGGUGGCGAAAAAGGCUAAAACAUCUUCUGGACAUUCUUCUCAACUUCUAGUCCCAAAUCACUUCCAACGUUCUUCUCAACUUCUCCUACUAUCAAAUCAACUGGAACUUCUGGUUGUAGAUCUUUUCGACCUUCUAAGCAACUUCUUUCUGGUCGCAGAUCUUCUCGACCUUCUUUCCAUCGAUCUGAGACAGUUAUUCGGUCUUCUAGCCUCGCCAUUUUACAAAAUGGCUUCUAGAGGUUUUAAUUUUAACAUCGAAGAAGUACUCGGGCGUUAUGAUCAUACUGGUGAAGAUAUGGCAAUCUUCUUGAAGGAUCAGACACCGGAAUAUCUGAAGGAGAUGUUUUCCAAUGGCAACCUCCUCAAAGCUUUAACAGAUAGCAGCAUAUUCGAGGACAUGCCUAAAGUUGCUGGGGAAGAUUUCACAACCUUAUUAGCCAAUAUGGAACGUUUGCCAGACUCAGAUUCUUGGACAAUCAAGCCAACAGACUCGAAUACUACGAACAAUGUCACGCUCAAAUCAAACAUUGGUAAUAGAAAGGUUAAGGGAGCGAAAGUUAAUUCCGUGAGGGUUAUUGCAUCUGGUAAAAUCACCAAAUCCAAAGGCAAAAUCACCGGAUAUAAGGGGGUUUCAAGUGGCACAAUGUCUAAUUCAUCAUUGAAGAAGAAAUCUUCACCACCAACGCCAAUUGCGUCUUCCUCGUUGCUACCAGUAGUAGAAGCAGAAUAUUUAUCAUCUUCAAGAGUGCCUAGUGGCUCAGAAGAUUCACGUACAACUACAGAUGAUGAUGACGACGAUGAAGAGUAUGAUGAUAACCAACUCGAGGAGUCUCGAACAAAAGAUGUGGGAGGUGCCGCAGAACUAACCCCUGACGAGCAUACAGUAAUGGAUGACAUGCCUUCAGACCUACUCAGCAAAGAAAAGAAGCAAUAUUUGAUGAAGUUGGAGGGUCAAGGCCAUAAUUUGGCGAUCCAUUCAAGAAUUUCAACAUACAGAGCAGGGCUGUACUCCGCCACGGCAAUCGAAGCUGAUUCCUUGUUCUUGUCAUAUAUUGAAAAUAAUUGGAAUGAUAUCAAGGUUAUUGAACCUCUGAGAACUGCAUGUUCUCGAUACCGAUACAAAGCUGAUAGCCCCCAUAUCAGUGAGGAAGACCUCACAUCCAAGUUAGUUACUUUGGAUGCGGGAGUUAUUGACAAAGAUGAUAUCGAGAGGUUAGUUUCUGUUACUAGGAAUUCAUAUCGGGCAGAAAGUGAAAAGACAUGGGCGGAGAUUGAGAUUGUGUAUGCAGAUUAUUGCAUACACGGAUUGAUCGAGGGUGCUGCCAUCACGAAUCGACUGGAUACAACAAUUAAGCGUGGAAGAGGAAAUCCUGAAACGAUAGCAAAGAGCAUGUUUUAUGAGAGGAUGGCUCAAGCCGAGUAUAUGAGAAAUGGUGGAGAUAUGAAUGCAUUGGAAGCGAACAGUGAUCGUAUUGAUGCAUCUAUCAAUAAGUUCAGACAGAGAAAGAGCCUGGGUGUUAAAUAUGCAAAGUUCAUCGAAGCCUUUGGACUGGGAAUGAUAAUAUUAUUGCCUAUGCUUAUGCAACGCUUCUAUCAGGUUGGCCAUGAUCGUACUGGUUUUCGGAAAUGGCAUAAGGCAAGAUUAGAUGUUCUUAUCGAAUUAAUCAAGAUGAAGGACCACAAGUCGAAAAAGAAUAUGGUGGCCUUAUCUGGGUUACACGCGGAUCACUUACAACCCUUUCUUUCCGAGCCCUUGGAUAUGGAUGCGAUCAUUGAUGCGAUCAAUAAUUCUGAAUUGUCAGAUCCUCCCAAUGGUGUGGUGGAUGGUAAAAGAAAACUGCCAGCCUCAGAAGAAUUCAUUCAACGACUGAUGGAUGAGCUGCCACAGGUUACUACAGUAAUUACACAGAACCUCAAAAUCUCUCGGCAAGAUCUACAAUGCUUGUCAGUCAACAAAAAAUUAACGGGCAACGUUAUUGAUUUGGCUUUGCAUAGUUAUGGAAAGAUGAAGCAGGCGGACGUUUGUGUUAUUCCUUCAACUGCUCUUCAGCAUUGGAGCAGUUUCUCUAAUGAAAUAAGGCAAAAGUAUCUUUCACGAUUUUUUAGGCUGCGCAGAAAUACUCCGCUACCCGACCCCAAUGAGAAAGGCCAGAUCCCCGUUGUUAUUAGAAUCUGGGAUAGUUUGGGGGGGAAAUCAUCUAUAAUGCCAUACCAAAAGUACCUUCAAGAUAUACUCAUGGUCGAUGGUGGUUCAUUUACUUUCAAGAUAAAGAAUGAACCAUCUAUGACACAAGGGAAUGUUAGCGAUUGUGGGGUCGUUGCCAUUCAUAAUAUGAUGCGAUAUUUCUUUAAGGACGAGGAUGUGGAGAUGUGGACAAGUGAGUGGAGCAGAGAUCAACGACAACUAAUUGGGGAGGAGAUAGUACAAUUGAGUUUGAAUGCACAUAGGGGGAAAGGAAAAGGCAAGGGGAAGGAGAUUGCUUGA